Zychaea mexicana is the source of this 192-nucleotide messenger RNA. RefSeq lists its product as uncharacterized. The annotation marks the transcript as partial. The transcript has a single exon. The record is from RefSeq and is a predicted model, not a curated record. Lineage: Eukaryota; Fungi; Mucoromycota; Mucoromycetes; Mucorales; Lichtheimiaceae.
UUUCUGCAACAACUUCACACCAAAAUCAGCAUUCACGCGCAGCGACUCUCUUCUCGUGGCCUCUCCAUGCUUGCUCGUGGUUUAGUCGCCAAUUUCUUACUCCUCAGCCGGACAUGGCAUACGAUUUGCAUAUUACAAGUAUUAUCAUCAUAUGUGUCCAGUUUGCUUUCCAUCGUCAUUUUCCUGCUGUCA